UUUAUUUCUCCCCUGUUUUCCAGGGUUUCACUGAUUCAUAGCUUUCUUCUCCUUGCUUCUUUUUAACCAAAAUAAUUAUAUAAAAAAAAAAUAAUCUUUCUUGUUUUUCUCUUGACCCUUUUCUUUACUUCCAAAAAAAAAUAAAAAUAAACAAUUUAAGGCCUUUUUGUUGAACUUAAGUUAUGUCUAAUUUGUAUAAUCACAACUUGAAUUUUUCACCAGCAAGAGCUGUUUCUCCUCAUAUAAGGAGCAACCAAGAUGUUGAUAGUAAUCAGUACUUGACAGAGUUGUUAGCAGAAAGGCAGAAGUUUGCACCCUUUAUGCAAGUUCUUCCAAUAUGCAGCAAGCUCUUGAAUAAUGAAAUACUAAGACUUUCUGGAAUGCUUCCCAACCAAGUACUCAGUGAUUAUGACAGACUACAGCGUGGAAGCCCUAGUCCUGUGGGUUCAUUUGACAUGAUGCAACAUAUUGGAGGAAAAAGUUUAGGUGGCUGGAACGGAAAUGGAUGGAAUGCUUUUCCAGAGCAAAGGUUUGGUGGAUCACAGGGAAGGCCCAUCGACUGGCAAGCUUCACCAGGAAGUCCAAGUUCAUUUGUUGUGAAGCGGAUGGUGCGGAUAGAUAUACCUGUUGACAGAUAUCCGAAUUUCAACUUUGUUGGACGGCUUUUAGGACCUCGAGGUAAUUCCCUGAAGCGGGUGGAAGCAUCCACUGGAUGUCGCGUGUUUAUAAGAGGAAAGGGUUCAAUAAAAGACCCUGAAAAAGAGGAGAGUCUGAGAGGCCUUCCGGGUUAUGAGCACCUCAAUGAGCCCCUGCAUGUUCUACUUGAGGCAGAAUUACCCAUCAAUAUAGUUGACAUCAAGUUGAAACAAGCUGGCCAAAUUAUUGAAGAGUUGCUCACACCUGUGGACGAGUCGCAGGACUUAUAUAAAAGGCAACAGCUUAGAGAGCUUGCUUUGCUGAAUAACAAUUUUAGGGAAGAGAGCCCGCAGCCAAGGGGUAGUCUAUCUCCUUUCAGUUCAACUGGGAUGAAGCGAGCCAAAACUGGUUGGUGAUGAAUGCUUCUAUUCGCGGUGCGUAUGCCCAGCUGCUUCGCAUCUCCGGACAGGAGGAUGCUAAUCUGCACCUAAAUGCAGUGCCUUUUUGUGCCUUAACGUGGUGAAAAUAGUAUGUGACAGAUAAAACAGCAUAUUGAAAACAACCUCGAACUGAUUUUGUUGACUGUAGUUGUUUGUUGUUUAAGUAGAAUGAUUAUUUGAUUUAUUUGUUCAUGACAGCUAGUUUAACAAGGGUGAUUUCCUUUCCUUUUGGGAUUUGUAACUUAAAAUUUACUUCAUCCUUUGUUAAAUAUAGAUUGCUGUAUGUAAAUCCCAUGAUUGUUCUCGA
Capsicum annuum is the source of this 1383-nucleotide messenger RNA. Its product is annotated as KH domain-containing protein At3g08620. Lineage: Eukaryota; Viridiplantae; Streptophyta; Magnoliopsida; Solanales; Solanaceae. Gene Ontology annotation, molecular function: mRNA binding. The record is from RefSeq and is a predicted model, not a curated record. Gene Ontology annotation, cellular component: nucleus. Gene Ontology annotation, biological process: regulation of mRNA splicing, via spliceosome. The coding region runs from base 183 to 1052 and encodes 289 amino acids. The transcript has 7 exons.